AUGUCCUAUCCCCGCCGGCCGACAUCAUCCGAACAUCCAUACGCUCCGCCUACCUCAUCGCCCCUAUCACCCCACUCCGCACCACCCCCGCCAUCGGAACCUUCGGUGGCUACCACCAACUCGCACUACUACCGGCCGCUCCGUUCUAGCUUGACAUCGCCCGCUCGCUCCAAUAUCUCUUCACCGGCCCAUUCGCCGACUCGCCCUUCCCGACAAUCUCGGAUACAAUCGCUCCUGGCCACGGAUCCUCUGCUCUCCCAUCUGACCCCCGUCACGAUAGCCCGUCUGUCCACCUCCGGGGACUUUGAUUUCAAGCCGGGAGAGAAGGAAUGGUCUCUACGUGCCGUUGAAGGCACCGUCAAGGUUAACGAAUGGCUGCGCGAAGUGGAGGGUUGGAACCGAGAAUGGCGGCGGUCAUACCGGGAGAAUAAAGAUGCCGGAGAUGGAUACCUACCCCCCACGGAUAGGCCUAAAAAGCGACGGAAGACCGACAUGGGCAGUAUCCGAGAGGAAGAGGAGGAUACUAUGCUAGAUGGUUCGAAACCGGUUCGGCGGAGGCUCUUUUCCGAGAAUAAUGGCGCUGGCAGGAAUGAGCACGUGAUUGCCAAGGAUGAUACCGGGCUUGAGACUGCGGAAACCCUGAAACCUCAGACGGAUUCACCGAGCCUCGGGCGGGGUGGAAAACCACUCACACCAUACCAAUUGAAGAUUCAGCGGCAGAGGGCCGCAGAGGCGAGAAAGGAUUUGGUGCCGGUUGAUGGGGCAUCGGAGCCGGAUCAGGCCCCAGUUGAACCGGUCGAGAAGAUUGAUGUGAGGGAAGGGGAGGAGGAGGAUCAGGAUGACGAACUUGAAGAGGGUGUAGAAUAUUGGGGGAGCCUUAGGCGAUCUGUAGUGGAGGGCUAUGAAGCCCGGAUAGAAGCCAUAAAGUCUGAAAUUGAGGAAUUGGAUGUUGAUGGCCUUAAAGAUAGGGUUUUAUGUAAGAAUGGCUCUUCCCCCCAUAUUUGGCUCAUAGGAUGCUAACUGCGGAUCAUAUUAUCAGCAUAUCGUACCGGCACGGCUAAUCCAUUGACCGAUUCUUCUGCUAUAUUGGCUGCCACAACUCUUCAACUGCUCCCACCACUCGCACGUCUGACAAAGCUGCUCUCCAUCUGGGCUGUUCGAAUUGCCGUCCUUCGCGUUGUGCCCGUCUUCCUGCGUUGGUUGCAGAUCGCCAAGGACGCUCUCGACGCGGGCUAUACUGCUAUCAAUCACCCCUCCAUCAACCCCGAGUCUGGCCCGCUGGAUACUGACUGGCGUGGUUUGGAAGAGGAAAGCUACACGCUCAUGCAGGAAACUAUUACGCAAAAGGUGGCCACAGCCGGUAGAUUAAUGGAUACCAUGCUGGACGCUUUGGAAGGCCGUGAGGACGUGUUGCCAGAAAAGUGGAUAGUCGAGUUGGAAGAUGUGGAGGAGGGCGUUGGCCGUUGGGAGAUGGAUGGAGAGAGGGUUGUUCUGGAAGGUCGUCUGCGCCUUGAAGAAAUGAGAAUGCGCCAGAGUCGUCGAGAGGAGGAGGCUCGCGAGAGGGAGAAGACUUUGCUCGUUUUGGAGCAGGAGAGGAGUGCACAGGAAGCAAGAGUGGAGGAGGAGGCGGCGAUGGACGUCAUGGAGAAGGCCGAAGAGACGGAUAGGCAAUUGCGGGAGGCUCUCGAGACGAAUGACAUCGUUGCGGAGGCCAUUGAGUUGCCGGAUGACGAUGAGAAUGACUGGAUCGAACCCGACACGGCCCGGGGGGAUAUUGAAGAGCUGCUUUUGAAGUUGGAAGAUGUUGAAAAGGAGAGGUCGCUAUCGGAAGAGGAUGAAGAUAGAGGGAGAAGGUCAAGGAGAGCCAGGAGUAUCAGCGCGGCGCACUCACCACGUGGUGUGGAUAACCACCGGGAUCCCCCGGAACCACCUUCUGCUAUCGGACCGCUGGUGGUUGAGGAGGAUCAGAAUGAGCCCCUCCCGGCUGGAGAAUCUGAGCCUCUGACGACCGCUACGAAUGGUACAUUCUUCUCGCGCCUCUUCUCAGCGGUUCCACGGGCACCCUUACGCAAGGCAAAUCAGGCAAGCGAGGGGGCGUGUUCAUUGCCAGCGGUAGUUUCAUCUACUGUGUCUGAGGGGCCUGCUGUAAAUGUGUCCGCUACUCUCCCCGAAGAGACAGCUCGCCCGCAACUGUCGCAGCAGCGGCGGGAUGAGGAUGAGAGGAUCCGAAUGGCGGUAAGUCAACAGAUGGAACAAAAUUUGAGUCAAGGGCGGAGUGCGCGGAGCGAACCUCGAACAUCUUCCCCACCAGCACAUAUGGAGGAGCAACAGGAGGAAAAACGGGAGAAGGAGAAACAGUUAAAGGGGGUGGAGGAGGCGGAGGAGGGGGAGGAUGGAGAGGAUGGAGAGGAUGGAGAGCGGAGGGAGGGCAAGAAUGAACCACAAGUCACCUUCGCGGACGAUGAAGCCAUUCGUCUCAACAUCGUUCAACAGAUGGAGCAAAUGAUGAUUGGCGAUUCCGGUCAGAGCCAGCAGGUGGAAGCCGGGGCCAUUUCGGUGACACCCGUCCCUGAGCCAGCUUGGACAGCCGAGCGAUCGCAAUCACAGCCCCAGACGUCGAGCGCUCUCCCGACAGAGGCUGACGAACAGAUCCGCCAGAGGAUCACUCAAGAUAUGGAGCAGUCCCUUGUUGGAACUGGUGUAUCCCAGCUGGAGCAGAAGAAGGAAGUUGUUGAAAGUUCACAACCAGUUGUUGCUUCCCAGCCCAAUUCGAGCACUAUGUUAGGCUUACCUGUGGCCACUAUCCCCAAGCUGUCUCGGAGUACUACCGAGGACGACGAGAUUCGGCGAAAGCCCACGACGGGAAUGGUGCAGUCCAUGUCAACGGGAUCUAUGGUGCAGCCUGAAAUUAAGCGCGAGAGCCAGCAAAUAUCUCAGCUGACUUCCGUACAGCCGGUCGCUGUGCCGGUGGUUGGUGCUAUUUCCGCCCAACAGUCUCAUGCUCAGGUAGAUACCCCUCAGGACGACGAGGCGAUCCGCCGCCAAAUCCAAAAGGGGAUGCAAAGACUACUAGAAUCCGGUGGCACCCUUUCUACAUCUACUGCCGUUGUUACCGUUGACAAGCCGGCUAAGGAGUCUGCCCAGGAGCCGGUUGAGGAGAAAUCUCCAUUCUCAACACCCCCGAGGUCUGUUAGACAUCCGUCACCACCUAUCAUUGGGGAUGAUGACCAGAUACGGCGUAAGAUUGUGACGGAGAUGGAACAGUUUGUGAAUAAAGAUGUAUGUUAACACCCAAGUAUGAAUGAACAAUAAUUAACCUAUUAGCGGCAUGUGCUCCAGGCCGCGGCUCCAUCCGGGUCCAUAGAUCUAGAGUCACAGCAAUGCAUAUUGCAACCCGAACCUCGGUCUAUCAUCGCUCCUGCUGGGGGCAAUGAAGACGAACAAAUCCGGCAGCAGAUCGUUCGGCAGAUGGAGGAAAUGAUGAUCCAUGACACUGCCCCUGCAGCCGAUGAGCCGGCGCUGCAGGAGCCUGUCUCUCGUGUUCUGGAAGCAGCACAACAGGCCCUUCCUGUGCCUUGCGCAACUUGCACAACAACCACUCCAGCACCCCAGGUAAUUUAUUCGGAUGACGACGAGAGAAUCCGCCGGAAGGUUGUCGAGGAGAUGGAGACACUCCUACGAGGUGGAAGCAUGUCCCAGCAAUCCCAGCCAGCAACUGUGAAGCCCACUAUUCAACCGCGGCAAGCCACCGCACAACCGGCUCCAAUACUAGUGCAGCCCACACACCCCGAAACCCCAGCAGACGAUGAGAAAAUCAAACAGAGGGUUACCGCUGAGAUGGAGGAGUCGUUGAAGAAGGAGCGAUCACCAGCUGCGGAAUGUACAGGUGGUGAAUCGGGAGCCCAACAAGCUGUGCUACGUGUGGAGUCCGAAAAGAGAGUAGAUGGGAAGUGGGAAGCAGAAGCCGAGCGCCAGCGACUUGCCCACGAACAAGCUGAGCGUGAGAGAAUUACCAAACUUGCAGAAGCUGAGAAGACCCCUGAGGCUGAGGCACGAAAAGCAGCCGUGCUGGAAGCUCAGAGACUCGCCGCAGAAGAGGAGCUUGCCGAAAAGGCCCGCCUGGAACUUGAAGCGGAAAAGGUUGCCGAAACUGAGCGCCUUCUACUUGCCGAGGAGGCGGCCGAAAAGGAAAAGGCUGCGGAGCUUGAGCGGCUUGCCGAGGCCGAGCGCCAACGCCUCGAUGCUCAACGCCACGAAGAAGAGACGGCUGCAGCAAAAGCCUUGGAAGAGCGGAGGGCGGCUGAAGCGGAGAGGGCUGCUGUAGUGGAGGCCGCUCGUCAAGUCUUUAUCAGCGGACAGGCCAAAUUUGACGACAACAAGUUCCAAGAAUUGGAUCGACAAAGACGGCUUGCUGAGGACGAGCGGGUGAGAUUGGCGGAUGUGGCUUUGGCUGAGCGGGAGAAGGCGAGAGAGGCCAGGCAACAGGCUGAGAGGGUGCAGCGCGAGCGGGAGAUCGAGGUGGAGAGGGUGAAGGCGGAGACUCUAAGGCAAAGAGCAAACAACGCUUUGGGAGCCGAUGCUUCGGACACUGGAACGGAAGGGUUCCGGGGCAUCGAGACGGGAUCUACGGCUACAGUUGAAGAUGAUCUGACCUCUGAUGUAUUCGAUACUGCGGCUGAGUCGGACGGGUCAGGAGAUGAUCUAGACUAUUCGGACAUAUGGAAGGCGCAGACUGGAUACGAGACUCCACGUGCGAUCCAGGAGCCAGAAGACAUUUUACUUGGGGAAGUUAGUCGAAGCUUGGAAUCCGUCAUGGCUACCCCUGAAUCCCCGGCCCCAUCAUCACCAAUGCACAUAGAUCAACCCACCGCCGCUAAGCUGCCUUCGCCCCCGAAUUCCGAUGAUCAGGACUACAAGCUGUCGGGCAGGGCGGGUAUCAAACCCUCUGUUGAGAUGCCUUCUAACCUAGCGCAUGUUUGGGAGCAAAUUUCUGAAACUAGUUUUGAUAUAGGCAGCUCUGGUGGCGGCGGGAAUGAGGACGAAGACGGAAGAGGGAAGGGAAUCAAAUUGACGUUUGACAAACUACUGAUUGCUGACAAUUCGGCUGAUGAACAUGUGGCUUUGGACAGCGGUGAGCCAGAGAAGUCGGCGAUGGGCUGUGAAGAUGUUCUAGCUGUUGAUCCCAGCGAGCUCUUGCCGCCCGAGACAUUUGUCGAACCCAAAACGCCGGCUAAAGGUCUUGGAAACAUUCCUAACCUAUCCCCUCCGGGCCAAUAUAUGUUCGAUUCCCCUGAAGGCUCGAGAUCACAAGGUAUGUGUUAGCUUUAAGGUGUUUAGUGUUAUGCUAAUGAACGAGCAGAGGAUUUCCGACAUUUUGACGACGAGGACUUUUUGCUAUCGCGCGGCUAUUCGUUUGACACCCCUUCAAUUAUUCUGGCGCCAUCCACACCCCAAAAGGGGAAUACACCUCAGAAAGGGGAUUCCCUAGAACACAGCCACGACGAGGAUUCCGCGGGUACCCCUCGGCGCGGAGUGUCUCCUCAAUCUCCUGAUAGCCAAAAUGGAUCAUUUGGCAUUUCGCUCUCUCGCGCCUCGAUGGGUGAGGGUGACCAGGCAGAUAUGUCGGGCAGUAUGAGUUAUUUCGAACAGGAGGAGAGUUCCGAGAUUGAGAUUAAGCCCGUUGCUACUUCAACUCCGAAGGGAAAUCGACGACUGACAGUUACGACUGGACUGGAUAGUAUUGUGGAAGUUCUGACCCCUCGCUCGACAAGGGGACAGCGUUUCGACGAUUCCGAUCGUUGCCGGAACGAUAGCCCUGGUCUAGAUGGCUUUUCUGGGGAUAGAGAGGGAGCAGACUCUCUAGGAGAUGGUGUUUUCUCCUCGCCGAUCGUUCCAGAUGAGAGGGUGGAGAAGGAAAUGCUGCCAAUUGAGCUGUCAGAGAAGGUGGCGGAGCGGGAGAUCUGGAGGGAUCCAACGCGCGCGACUUCCGCUUCUAAAAACCGGUCUGUUCCUCCACGGAGUAGCACGCCAACCUUUGGUAAAGGUCUUGCGAAGGACCAGAAGCAGAGAUUUACUCUGUGCUCGAGCUCUUCGGCUCCUAGCGCUACCACUGAAUAUAGGGUUUGUACUGUUUCUGGCUUUGGGAGCUUAAGUGCUAAUUUUUCAAUAGCGGCCGACAAGCAGAGUGGAGGCCCGGCCCUCUAGCAGACAGGGUAAUCGUCCCUCGAGCAGGGCGCAAGAAUAUCGUCCGCCAAGUAGGGCGCGGGAUACAGGGAUAGCAGGGCCCUCCCCCCGAGCAGGUUUGUCGACACCCGGCGGGGCUGCUGGCGACGGGUCGAACUCUUCAACUCCGACUGGGACUCCCGCUCCCGCUAUAAGGCCUAUGCGGGGAUUACGUCGUGACACGGUAUCAACCACUGGGGCAGACUCCGAUGAAGAUGACGACCCUCGGCGUUUCCUCCGCGAGAACACCCCGGAAAUGCUCAAUUCACCAGAUUUUGUUAAGGCGCCAAAGCUUCAAGUUACCAAGAGGCAUGUUCGACAACCUUCGAAUUUCACAAGCACGGUCACUCCGGAGAAGAGUUCGCGAUCCAACAAGGGGCCGCAUGUGGCACAAGGCUCCUCCCUAGUUCUUCCUACCACGCCGAUACUCCAGGUGGAUCUCGACGAUAAGAUCAAUGAGAUUUUGGGCAGCCUACCGUCCAAGGUCCGCUUGACAGCGUCAAACCUACAGAAACUCAGCGAGUCAACCAAGCGGCAACCCCCUAUAAAGCCCUUUGACCUAUCGUCUCCCACAGGGAUUCCAGGUCCCGGGUCGGUAGGGUCAUCUCCAUCCAUCGCCUCUGAGGUGCCUUCAUAUGCUCGCGCGUCUGCUAGAAGGCACAAUUCAAGUAGCCCUGGUGACAUCAAGCUUUACCAUCUCCAUCGUACGGAUGGCCAAGCGCCCAUUAAGCUUUAUAUUCGGCUGGUGGGAGAGAAUGGAGAGAGAGUGAUGGUACGUGUUGGCGGUGGGUGGGCAGAUUUGGCGGAAUACCUCAAGGAGUAUGCAACGCAUCACGGGUCAAAGAGAAGGGUUGUCUCGGAGGGCAGAGUGGAGAUUCAAGAUCUUUCAACUCACACUCAUCACGGUCGGACGCUACAUCCAUCCAGGUCUAUCUCCUCCUUUCGAAGCGUGAGUCCCGGGCCCAUGGGUAGCCGGCCAAGCUCUCCUCUUCCAGGUGGCAACCGCCCAUCAACGUCGCUCAGCAUGCGACGUCCAGAAAGCCCCAUGUUGAUGAAGCGAUCGGAGAGUGAAAACCCGUCACUUCAUACCAACUCAACAACAAUGCGAGGUGGACACAAUGGCACUUUGUCUAGAAAUAGCAGGAUAUCACCAACAACCCCUCCCGACGAAACCUUCCCUCCGCAGCCAGUCACAGCCGUCCAGCUCACACCGCCGAACCGCAAUUCGCCGCCCGGUCGCCCAGCUUCCCGACCGGGUUCAUCUUCAUCCGUCGGCUAUCGAAGACCCACUUCCCGGCUCUCGUUCUCGGAAUCAGUAUUCGGCGACUCCGGCUCUGUAAACGGGUACUCUCCGCCAUCACUUCUUCCCCAACCACAGCCGCUCGGCCUUGCCGGUCCAAAGGGCAAGAAUGUGCACCCAGACAACCAAGCCUGGGUUGAAGACAUGCUGGGGCAGGUUAGGAAGGCCAGCGCGGACAGGAGGACCCAGUUACUGGCUGCCGCUGCCGGACACUAUGGAGAUGGAGGGGUUGACGAGGUGGCUGUCGAGGGGUCUGUGCCUCUAGGUGGAGGAGGGGGGCAAGGGGGGGAUUAUAGCGGGAGGGAGUUUGGAGGCAAGUUGGGGGAGAUUGGAAAGGUGGGGGGGACGAGGAGGUUGUUUGUUAAGAGGGGAUAA
Molecule: messenger RNA, 7897 nt
Organism: Tuber aestivum (summer truffle)
Lineage: Eukaryota; Fungi; Ascomycota; Pezizomycetes; Pezizales; Tuberaceae
Source: the annotation of a GenBank genome assembly